AUGGAGGGGGAGCAGAGCGAAAGAGAGACAGAGAAGCAGCAGAGGGAGACGGGGGAGGAGACGGGAGACAGCGCGAAGAGGAGACAGUCCCUGCCUGCAGCAGCACUAGCACCAACACUUGCAGCCAGCGGUCACUUCCUUUGGAUUGGAGACAGAACAAGACAACUCAACUUCGCCCACGUCGAGUUCUGCCGGGGAGUGAUGAAUCCAAUAGGCGUGAAGGUGGGCCCGAGUGCAGAGGCGAGAGAAAUUGUGUCUCUUUGCAUGCGACUGAACCCCCACAAGGAGAGCGGAAAGCUGUCUCUAAUUACGCGGUUGGGCGUACACCGCGUGCGAGACUGUUUGCCUCCUCUAGUGGAGGCGGUGCAUGCGGUGGGUCUCUUCUCCUGA
Eimeria acervulina is the source of this 390-nucleotide messenger RNA. RefSeq lists its product as hypothetical. Lineage: Eukaryota; Apicomplexa; Conoidasida; Eucoccidiorida; Eimeriidae. Gene Ontology annotation, biological process: aromatic amino acid biosynthetic process. The transcript is spliced from 4 exons. Gene Ontology annotation, molecular function: 3-deoxy-7-phosphoheptulonate synthase activity. The record is from RefSeq and is a predicted model, not a curated record. Bases 1 to 390 code for a protein of 129 amino acids.